CGCCGCUUUCUUAGCAGCACAUUCCAUAACAAACCGUUUCCCUUUAACCAUCCUCUCUUCUUCAAAAAUUAGUGUUCAGUGUAUAUAUAGUCAAGGAUUUGACUAUUGAAUAUUCUUAAGAGAUCGUUGAAUCAUCUUUUUGAUUCUUUGGUGAUUUUCAUACUCCAUUAGAAUACAUCCAUAUAAUUCUACCGUUUUUGGACUAAGUAAGGUAGUUGGGAUUCUGUGUCCUUUUUUUUAUUAUUUUUUAUAUUUUUAAGUUUAUCCUUUGAGUCUGCCAUAGGUUAGCUUGAACUGUUUAAUAAGUCAAAGCUAUAUACUCUGCAUAGCAACCAAAGAGAUCACGAACGGUAUUAUUUCUACAGAUUUGAUUGAUUUAUUCUUUCCUUAAUAUCAUGAUCCCUUUUGGUUUACGAUCGAAUAUUUCGACUUUGCAUUCUUUUGCAUCUCGCAAUACCUGUCAUCGCUUAUCCAAAGCCCGUAGAAAUAUAUCCCAGCCAAUUCGACGUGCUUUUGCUUCUCAUGCUCUCAAUGCGAAAAUUUCGUAUAUUUCGCGGAAUGCAAAUACAGCGAGACCGUACCGUUUUCAGCGUUUCUUCCAUGCUUCCAAUCCCGCUUUUGAAAUGACGGAUCCGUAUAAAACAUUGGGCGUUUCAAAGAAUGCUUCUCCAAAAGAAAUUAAGUCUGCCUAUUACAAAUUAGCAAAACAAUAUCAUCCAGAUGCUAACCCCGACAAAAGUGCCCAGGAAAAGUUCGUAGACAUAAAGCAAGCUUACGAACUUCUACAAGAUCCUGAGAAGAAAAAGGCUUUUGACACGUAUGGUUCUGGUGCCUUUAGAAAUGGAGAAUUUACAGGAAACGAUUUUGGAGGGUUUCAAAAUGGUUUUGAGUCAGCUUUUGGAUCUGGCUUUCCUGGUUUCAAUUUUGAGGAUUUAUUUUCGUCGUUUACUGGAAGGGCAGGACGAGGCAGACGUGCCAACCCUUUUGAGGUAUAUGUCGGCGAAGAUGCUGAAGUUAGUCUCAAUAUAGACUUUAUGGAGGCUGUUAAAGGUGUUAAGAAGGACGUCGUAUACUCAGUUUCGUCAACGUGUUCUAGUUGUCAUGGUUCCGGUCUUCAAACUGGUGCUCAUCGUAGUACCUGCUUUGCUUGUAAAGGAAGUGGCCACCGUCUUCAUUUCAUCCCUCCUUCUAUGCAUAUGCAGUCUACAUGUGAUGUGUGCGGUGGAAGUGGAACUACUAUCCCUUCUUCAUCUGCCUGCCGUUCAUGUAGCGGCUCUGGUAACGUCCGUGAACGGAAGACUAUCUCAUUAGAUAUUCCUGCUGGUAUUGAUGACAAUACCGUAUUACGAGUCGUUGGUGCUGGAAAUGACGCUGCUACUGCAAAGGCUGCUCCUGAUGCGAAAUCUCGUCCUGGUGAUCUUUAUGCAACUGUUCGCGUACGUAAGCACCAGUUCUUUAGUCGUCAAGGAAACAACGUCUUGUAUAGAGCUAAGGUUCCUAUGACCACUGCUGCUUUGGGAGGAACCAUUCGCAUCCCUACUUUGACCGGUGAAGUGGACCUUCGUGUACCACCAGGCACAGUAUCCGGUGAUCGCAUCACAAUGACAGGUAAAGGUAUUCGCAACGUUUCAGGUAUUGCCCGUUAUGGAAACUUUUAUAUUGAUUUCGAGGUAAAUACUCCAAAAGCACUUUCUCCCCAUGAACGAAGCUUGUUGGAACAACUGGCUGAUUCUCUUAAUGACACUUCAGCACGUAGAACUACUCCACGACCAACAGCUAAAGAUGAACCCCCUGCAUCAUCGGAUUCAUCUAGUAAAGAUAAGCCGUCCGAGUCGUCAUCUGCUGGUUCUAAAUCAGAGGGUUCAGUAGGAGGUUUUCUUAAACGGGCAUUCCGUCGUUUACACAAUGAAGACGGAAGCGAAAAUGCUUCAGGAAAUUCCAAGUAACCAUUAAGACGUAUGCUCUUUAAAACUAAAGUUAGUCUUGGAGGGUCUUGAUGGCUUUUCUGCUAAUGUUUAAUAUCUACGAGGUUACGCGAAUAAUUGUUUUGGUUUUAAAAUAUACAUUUGCAUGUUAAUAAAUUUCUACUACAAAAAAAAUAAAUAGAUAAAUAAUGAUUCGUUGUCUCUGCUAAGAAUC
Molecule: messenger RNA, 2139 nt
Organism: Schizosaccharomyces octosporus yFS286
Lineage: Eukaryota; Fungi; Ascomycota; Schizosaccharomycetes; Schizosaccharomycetales; Schizosaccharomycetaceae
Product: DNAJ domain-containing protein Mdj1
Exons: 1
Coding region: 396-1946 (516 amino acids)
Biological process (GO): response to heat; protein refolding
Cellular component (GO): cytoplasm
Molecular function (GO): ATP binding; heat shock protein binding
Source: RefSeq, a predicted model, not a curated record